CUACAUUAAGACAUGAAUGUUUUUGGCCUCUGCAUUGUAGAAAACUACUAAAAUAAGGAGAGAGUUGUGUAAUAUGAAUUGGUAGAAGCAUACCAACAGGGAUGGAAUCACAGGCUUCUAUUUCAUGCAGAAAUUUUUUGAAAACAAAUAAAAUAAAAAUUCCUGAAAAGUUAAAUAAAAUAACACAAAAGUAAUUGUGAAUGAUUGUAUAUUAAACUAUAUGUAUACUUGUGGUAGAAAGGAAAGCUAUGUACCUUGUUAUUAAUAAUGAUGAUGAUGUAGUAGGGAAAAGUCCAUUAUACUAUUGUUUUGCUAAUGACUUUAGAGUGUAGAGAGGAGAAAGGAGACAUCCCCAAAAAGGACCUAUAUGUACAAAAAUCCCAGCUUUUUUUUGUAGUGACUAAGAAUUGGAAAUCCAAAAGGUGCCCAUCCAUUGGAGAAUGGCUAAACAAGGUGUGGUACAUGAUUAUAAUGGAAUAUUAUUGUGCUAUAAAAACGAAUAAAAAGAUGACUUCAGAAAAACCUGGAAAGACUUACAUUAACUGAUGCAUAUUGAAGUGAUUAGAACCAGGAGAAAAUUGUGCACAAUAACAGCACUAUUGCUAGAUAUAAGACUAUGCAUGACUUGGCUAUUCUCUGAAACACAAUGAUCCAAGACAAUCCCAAAAGACUAAUAAUAAAGCAUACUAUCUGAUGCUAGACAAGAUACUGAUAUGUAAAUACAGACUGAAGCAUGCCAUUUUUCUUGUUUUUUCUUUUAAGUAUUCUUUUAAGUCUACUAGCAUGGAAAUGUUUUCAUUACUGCAUAUGUAUAACCUAUAUCUGACUGCUUACAAUCUUAGGGAGCCUCGAGGAGAAAGAAGGUAAAGAUAGAAUUUGGAACUUCAAACUUUUUUUCAAAUGUUUAAAAAUUGUAUUAACAUAUAAUGAGGGAAGACAAAAUAUAUGUUUAAAAAAUAACUCUUCAUAACUGUUUAUCAUAUAAACCUAUGAUUUUUUAAAAAAUGAAUUCCAUGAAAAAUACAAGUGAACUCCUUGGUUCACUUAAAGCAAAAGAAAGGCAAAGUGCCUUUCUCCACUGAUAUAAAUCUGCAGCUAUUAAUUUAGCAAUUAUUAAUUUAGUAAUUCAGAAUCUCAGAAAAUGACCUGGUUACUAAGAAGAGUUACUUGCCUAAGAUCACCCAGAUACUAUACAUCUAACCCAGGUCUUUUGGACUUCAAGGCUAAGCCCCCCCAUUCUACUUAGGAGGCUUUCUAUACAUUCACAGACCACAACUUAAUUUAAGCAUUCCCCCUCUAGGAAUAUAGUUUGUUUCUAACAUUUUACUAUCUACAUACUAUUACUUUGUACAAAUAGGUUUUUUUUCUUUCUAUCAAAAACCCCUUUAUAAUAUAAAUCUAAUAACUGAAAUGCUGGGUCACAGAAUGUGAGAAAUUUUUUAAAUGUAGUAUUUAAUUCCACAUUGCUUUCCAAAACAGUAUGACCCAUUUUAUAGCUUUACCAAUAGUAAAUUAUUGUUCUUUUUUUUUUUUUGAAGCUCCAACACUGAUUUUUUUUUUUUUUAAUUUUUGAAACGUUUAUUUUUUUUUUUUCCAUGCCAGGGUAAAUUUUUUACAACAUUAUCCCUUGCACUCGCUUCUGUUCCGAUUUUUCCCCUCCCUCUCUUCACCCCCUCCCCUAGAUGGCAAGCAGUCCUAUAUAUGUUAAAUAUGUUGCAGUAUAUCCUAGAUACAAUAUAUGUUGAACAGUUCUCUUGUUGCACAGGGAGAAUUGGAUUCAUAAAGUAAAAAUAACCCGGGAAGAAAAACAAAAAUGCAAAUAGUUUAUAUUCAUUUCCCAGCAACACUGAAUUUUUUUAAAUCCUUUACUAUUUUGGAUGAUUUAAUAGAUAAUCUACCUCAGGAUUCUUUUAUUGUACAUGAGCUCCUAAGAAUUGCCUCAAACCCUGAAGAACAUAAACAAAAUACGGAUCAAUUACCUUUACAGGUAGCAUUAAGCGUCAUUUAUAUUCAUUUUUAAUUUUUCAAAUGAAUAAGAAAUGAAACAAUAAAGACAUUUGGCACUUAAAGGUUAUUGAACUCUUCCCGGGGAAUAGCAACCAACUAAAGAGGGGAGGGGAGGGAAAUAGAUACUAAAAUGUGCCUGAAUUCCCAGAGGAUUGGAAGGGGAGAAGUCAGAGUAUUUCCAAUUCAUAGUUCAGGCUGUAUAAACCGUCAACAGUGGGCUGUACUUCAGCGCCCUUUACAACGCUAACCAGCUUUAACUGGGGAGGCCAACUGAAAAAUCAGAAGGAGAAGGAAUCUCAGAGAAGCGAGACUAUCCAGGCAGGUUAAACGCCCCCGAAAGGUGGGGGAGGGGCACUGCAAAGGUUAAAACUCAGGUAAGCCUAAAUUUAUCCAAACUACAACUCCCAGAUCCCUCUGCUGUGGAUCCUCUCCCCUCCCCUCCCGGGCAAACACUCUCCCCUGGCAGCGCCCACCUGCAAGUGCCUGGGAACAGCGCCCCGAGGAAGGAGCUGCCCGCCAGGACCGACAGGUGGGAAGCGGACUCCCGGAGAGCCAGGGGAGGGGCCGGCCGCAGGAGGCGUCUCCAAGGGGAGGUUGCCACUGCAGGAUAAGGUCCGGACAGCCCAGAGACAGGCAGGGAUGGCGCUGGCAGCGGCGGCUGCGGCUGCGGCUGCAGCUGCGGGGGUGAGCCAGGCGGCCGUGCUGGGCUUCCUGCAAGAGCGUGGAGGCAAGGUGCGCAACUCGGAGCUCGUGAGCCGCUUCAAGCCGCUGCUAGACGCUGGAGAUCCGGGCGGCCGGGCCGCUCGCAGGGCAUAUUUCAAGCAAUUCGUCAACGACGUGGCAGUGGUCAAAGAGUUAGACGGGGUCAAAUUUGUGGUGCUGCGCAAGAAGCUCCGCGCCUCCUGCACUCCAAGGCCCUCACCCACGACGCCACCCGAAGCCGCUGGGGACCCGCUCCUGGGAGACCCGGCGACCUCCGUGGUCCAGGAACGGGCCGGGGACCCUCAAGCUGAAUCGCCACUACAAGAGUCCUUGGAUGCAGCGGCUGUCCAGGAGCACACGUCUCAGUCCCCAACGUCGGAGGAACGGCCCCAGUCCCCGGACCAGGAAGAAGCAGCUACUACAGCUCCCAUCCCGGCUUCAGCUCUACCGUUGAAGGACACGCCCGCAGUUCCUCCAAGGGUCCCAGCUGCACCUGGGGAGCUAGCCCCACUCCAACCGCAGAAGCCCUGCAUGCUGCCGGUCCGUUGCGUCCCGUCAGUAAUCCGCAUCCGGACUGAGGAACAGGGCCUGCGACGGCAGCUAUCAGAAGAGCCGGUGCAAGCGGCUUCGUGCCUGCUACCAGUGCCCGGGGACUCCCCCCGGCUACGACGGCGGCUUUCGGUGGAGGAGGCGGGGCUGAGCCUCGCGCUGGGGGGCGGCCGGUCCCCUCACCUUCGGCGCCUGUCUCGGGCUGGCCCGCGCCUACUAAGCCCAGAGACUGAGGAGCUGCCCUCCGUCGUCCCCCAGCCGCCGCCCACUGUGCCCUUGGAGCCAGCCGAGCACGAGUGGCUGGUGAGAGCGGCCGGUGGCCAUUGGACUCACCAGCUUCAUGGGCUGCUGCUUCGGGAUCGGAGCCUGGCGGCCAAGCGCGACUUCAUGUCCGGAUUUACUGCCCUGCACUGGGCUGCUAAAAGCGGCGACCGCGAGAUGGUGCUGCAGCUGGUGGAGGUGGCGCGCCGCGGGGGGGCGCCCGUCGACGUGAACGCCCGCUCGCACGGUGGCUACACUCCAUUGCACCUGGCGGCCCUGCACGGCCACGAAGAUGCGGCCAUCCUGCUGGUGGAGCGUCUCGGAGCUCAAGUGCUAGUCCGAGACCAUAGCGGGCGGCGCGCCUACCAGUACCUGCGGCCCGGCGCCUCGUACGCGCUGCGUCUGUUGCUAGGCGACCCCGCCCUUCGCGGCCAGGCGGAGCACGACGGCCCGGCCAAGAGGCCUGUGCAAGUCGCAGCCUCCAUUCUCAGCUCCACCACCAGCGCCUUCUUGGGCGUGCUGGCCGACGACCUGAUGCUGCAGGAUCUAGCCCGCGGCAUCAGGAAGUCCGGUUCCUUCAGUAAGCUCCUGGGAGCCUCCCCCAUGGCUCCCCGCAAGAAGGCCAAGGCCAGACCAGGCCUCCCUGCCUUCCAUUCUGCUUCCGCCCAGGCCUCCGCCACGGCAUCCAAGCGUUGGCCUGCUACCGACCUCUUCCAGAGCCAUUAGCUGAGCGUGGUGUCACCAUCGCAGUGCGUCUGGCCGUUACUGCCCGGUCUGGCCACUACUACCCCGCCUGCCCCCACCCUUAGGAUCCAUACCUGGUCUCCACUGCCCAGACCGACUUCCCACCCAGAUCCCCCAUCUAGGCCUCUCUGCGGUGCUGAGCCCAUCCUUUCAUGCCUGAAUCUCCAGCGGGUGUCAAAUCCUCAGAGAAUUCACUUCUCAGAAAUUCAAUUCUCAUUUAGAACUGUUAAACCCUGAGUAUUGAGGGUGAAAGGGCAAAAAGGGUAACAGCUGGUCUGGUCCCUUAUCAGAAUUAACUUACUGUUUGCUGAUACUCUAUAUGUCAUAUACCCAAGGCCAAAAACAAUGAGUUGCUGUAAAGGACUUUUUGGAGUCAGUUCAUGUCAUCUGGCCCUGUGAGGUAUGAUGGAUUGGCAAAUCAGCUGUAUUUUAUUCUUAAAUGAAGAGAAGAAUCUGUAUUUUAUGAAUGUCUGCCUUUUAUUGAAAUAGUGUUUAUUUUCUUUUAGGUAAGGUCUUCAUUAAGUCUUUUUAAACCACAUGAUUAACAUUUUAAACACAGUUUUAAAGAAGAGCAGAUAUAAAACAAAUGAGUCAUCUGAAAUUGCAGAAUUUUCUACCUACCUCAUUUUAGAAAACCUGGCACAAAACAGCCAUUAGUGACCAUUGUGAAUGUAAUUCCAAUUGUACUGUGAAUGUGAAAUGGGAUUCUUCUUGCAAGGACAUUUUAUACCUUAAAAAGAAGCAAUACCCAGAUUUUGCUAGUGGAACAUGGAGCUUAUUAUUAAAGGGAGUUUUUGUCCCUUGAUUUUUUUGGUCUUAUUUAAAUUACUUAUUUACGUGUUGUGUAAAUAAGUUUAGUGGCAUUUGACAUCAGUGAGUCCACUUUUUUGUAUGAAGUAUUUUGAAUAUUUUUUAAUUCUGAUAUAUCCAAUACCUUUGUGCCAUACUCUUGAAUCUGUGAAUCUGAUGUUUUGAGCUUUACAGAUGUUUGUGUCUUGAUAUUAUACAAUAUGGCAUGCUAAAUAUUUAAAGAAAACAGUGAAGUAGCAUUCCAAUUGAAAAGAAACUUAUUAAUUAUUAAUGUCUAAAUAUAAGAAAUGAUUUGUGUAUUUAGGCUUUGAAUAAACAGGAAGGAUAUGGUACCAAUUUUAAUAGGUUGGUAUGAAAGAAAACACUAAAAUACCAGUGCAUCUAUUUGCUCAAUGAUUUUAGGCUUCAUGUUCUUCAUAUGUAAAAUGAAGUAUUCUCUGUUCUUUUUAAGCUCUUAAGAUUUUAUGAUUGUAAUGGUCUUUUUUUCUAAUUAUAAAGGUACCUAGGCAACCUUUUUUAAUUGAGGGAUGUUUCCAAUUUCAACAGGUUGUCUUGGUAUCAAAGGGUAGACUACUUUUCUAAUGUAAAGGAUUUUGUUUCUUUAAGACACAUAUUAGAGAAGCAUUUGAAAUUGUUUGGAAUGUUCUAAUUCUGGAGAAAAUUAAACAAUACUUCCUUUUUUCUGUC
Molecule: messenger RNA, 5760 nt
Organism: Antechinus flavipes (yellow-footed antechinus)
Lineage: Eukaryota; Metazoa; Chordata; Mammalia; Dasyuromorphia; Dasyuridae
Gene: SOWAHA
Product: sosondowah ankyrin repeat domain family member A
Exons: 1
Coding region: 2647-4245 (532 amino acids)
Molecular function (GO): protein binding
Source: RefSeq, a predicted model, not a curated record